AUGGGUGAUUCAGCUGGUAUGGGGCUCGACUCUGCAUCCUUGCCGGCUACUACACAGUAUGAGGCAUGCAAUAGGGAUGGUGGCAGCAGGUCACCUAAGGGGAUAUUUGCGGGGAAAAAUAUAGUCGUAUUGGGGUUCACGGACACUGGGAAAGAACGAGCUGUGGCUAUGCAGUUGAAGAAUCACGGAGCGAGUCUCGAGGCUUUAACUGGAUUUGGCACAAUUUUCAUUGUUGUUAACAGAUAA
Messenger RNA from Perkinsus marinus ATCC 50983, 246 nucleotides. RefSeq lists its product as hypothetical. NCBI's taxonomy places the organism in Eukaryota, Perkinsozoa, Perkinsida, Perkinsidae. The record is from RefSeq and is a predicted model, not a curated record. Bases 1 to 246 code for a protein of 81 amino acids. The transcript is spliced from 3 exons.